GAUAACAACAAUGAUUCCUUUCAUCCAUUCAUAGUAUCACUUAUGACUGGGAUUCUGUCUUAUACGAAUACAAAUCCUUUUACAUUGAAGGUUUAUAAAUUGCCUGCUCUAGUAGAGACACAAGCGCAAAACUAUCAAACAACAAAUCCCUUUAAUAUAUCCUUUCACCAUGAAGACGACGGGGGUCAUCUCUCCGGCCACCACCUUCCACCACCACUCUUUUCUUGCAGCCACUUCUCAUCAUUGUCUUCCUCCGUCCACCACCAGAAGUGUACUUAAAAACAAUAAUUUCCAAUGCAAAGCCGUAUCAAAGUCGCAUACACAAGAAUACAGUGAUAUACUUCACAAGAACGGGGGGCCGUUAAUCAACUGGAACGAUGACAACGUGGGAGAUCACUUCGACACAAAUAAGAUUUUGCAUCCGAAUGGCGAGAUUAAACAGUUUAUCGAGACAAUUAAAGCGAUGUUGGGUUCAAUGAAUGAUGGAGAGAUAAGUGUGUCGGCUUAUGAUACGGCUUGGGUUGCACUAGUGAAAGAUGUUAAUGGCGGUGGUUCCCCGCAGUUUCCAUCAAGUUUGGAGUGGAUCGCAAACAAUCAACUGCCUGAUGGGUCUUGGGGGGACAGUGUGUUGUUUUUGGCUCAUGAUAGGAUUAUUAAUACGCUGGCUUGCGUAAUCGCGCUAACUUCUUGGAACGUUCAUCCUAGUAAAUGUGAAAAAGGGGUGAAAUUUCUUAAAGAAAACAUAUGUAAACUUGAAGACGAGAAUGAGGAACAUAUGCCGAUUGGUUUUGAAGUAGCACUCCCUUCGCUUUUAGACAUCGCAAGAAAGCUAAAAAUCGAAGUCCCGGAGGAUACUCCUGCCUUGAAAGAAAUCUAUGCGCAACGAAACCUAAAGCUCACAAAGAUACCUAUGGAAGUAGUGCACAAAGUGCCCACAACUUUACUUCAUAGUUUGGAAGGAAUGCCAGAUUUAGAGUGGGAAAAACUUCUAAAAUUGCAAAGUAAAGAUGGGUCAUUUCUUUUUUCUCCAUCAUCUACUGCUUUUGCACUCAUGAAUACAAAAGAUGAAAAGUGUCUUCAAUAUCUAACAAAUAUUGUUACCAAAUUCAACGGUGGAGUUCCAAAUGUCUACCCGGUGGAUCUUUUCGAGCAUAUUUGGGUAGUUGAUCGGCUUCAACGACUUGGUAUUUCUCGUUAUUUUGAGUCCGAGAUCAAGGAUUGUGUUGAAUAUAUCUAUAAGUAUUGGACAACGAAUGGGAUUUGUUGGGCGAAAAACUCUAGUGUACAAGAUAUUGAUGAUACCGCGAUGGGAUUUAGGGUGUUAAGAAUGCAUGGUUAUGAAGUUACUCCAGAUGUAUUUCGACAAUUUGAGAAAGAUGGUAGAUUUGUAUGCUUUGCUGGCCAGUCAACACAAGCCGUUACCGGGAUGUUCAAUUUGUAUAGGGCUUCUCAAGUACUCUACCCCGGAGAAAAAAUUCUUGAAGAUGCCAAGAAGUUUUCAUAUGAUUAUUUGAAGGAAAAACAGUCUGUAAACGAGCUACUUGAUAAAUGGAUCAUCGCGAAAGACUUGCCCGGCGAGGUUGGAUACGCGCUUAACAUACCAUGGUAUGCAAGCUUACCUCGACUCGAGACUAGAUUUUACUUAGAGCACUAUGGGGGCGAGGAUGAUGUUUGGAUCGGGAAGACCUUAUACAGGAUGGAUUACGUGAGCAAUACAAAGUACCUUGAAAUGGCUAAAUUGGACUACAAUAACUGUCUAGCCAUGCAUCAGCUCGAAUGGAACACUAUUCAGCGAUGGUAUGUGGAUUCUGGUAUCGAAAAGUUUGGGACUAGCAAUAUUACAAGCCUCUUAGUCUCAUAUUACCUGGCUGCAGCCAGCAUAUUCGAGCCAGAAAGGUCCGCUGAGCGAAUUGCGUGGACAAAAACCGCCAUGUUAGUCGACACCAUCUCCUCAUUUUUCGACUCGCCACAGCUCUCAAAUGAGGACAGAACAGCUUUUGUUAACGAAUUUAGAAACAGAUCGUCUUUCAAACAACAUUUCAAAAAUGAACCAUGGUAUGAGGUUAUGGUUGCACUACAAAAAAAUCUAUAUGAACUUGCUUUGGACGCACUCAUGGCUCAUAGUCAAGACAUCCACCCACAACUCCACCAUGCUUGGGAGAUGUGGUUGACGAGGUGGCACGAUGGAGUAGAGGUGACAGGAGAAGCGGAGUUGAUGGUGCAAACGAUAAACAUGACUGCUGGCCGAUGGGUAUCGAAAGAGCUCAUAACUCAUCCUCAAUAUCAACGUCUCUCAUCAAUCACUAAUAACAUGUGUCAUGAAUUAUCUAAGAUCCAUAAGGAGAACCACACCACAUGUGACAAUGGGACUAUAAGUUACCCUAUAAUAGAUUCCGAAAUGCAAGAGCUGGUGCGACUUGUAUUGCGCGACUCACCAGAUGGUCUUGAUCAGGAUCUGAAGCAGACGUUCCUAACGGUCGCAAAAACCUUCUACUACAAGGUGUACUUCGACCCAAAGACCAUUAAUGCCCAUAUCUCCAAAGUAUUGUUUGACAUUGUAAUUUGACAGAGACAGCAUUGAUAAAUCCCAUAUUUACUAGCAUAAUAAAAGAAAUAAAGUUUGGGAAAUACUAUCAGGAAAUUUAUGCUACAAAACUGGUUGUUUGUGA
Molecule: messenger RNA, 2669 nt
Organism: Helianthus annuus (common sunflower)
Lineage: Eukaryota; Viridiplantae; Streptophyta; Magnoliopsida; Asterales; Asteraceae
Product: ent-copalyl diphosphate synthase, chloroplastic
Exons: 14
Coding region: 170-2566 (798 amino acids)
Biological process (GO): gibberellin biosynthetic process
Cellular component (GO): chloroplast
Molecular function (GO): magnesium ion binding; terpene synthase activity
Source: RefSeq, a predicted model, not a curated record